Molecule: messenger RNA, 682 nt
Organism: Cucurbita maxima (winter squash)
Lineage: Eukaryota; Viridiplantae; Streptophyta; Magnoliopsida; Cucurbitales; Cucurbitaceae
Exons: 3
Coding region: 107-370 (87 amino acids)
Source: RefSeq, a predicted model, not a curated record
CCCAAAUCCUUCACAUGCUUUAACAGCGUCAGCGUUAUUGCUAUCAAAGCCAAACGCGGCCAUAGAAAGCAAAUUGGAAACUAAGAGAGUAAAGCAGAAGAAGAAAAUGGGCGUUGAAGGGCAUCUUUUGAAGCGAAUUCCUCGCAUUAAAUUCCCCGAAAGGCACCCGAAAUCUUCAGCUUCAGGAUCUUCUUCCCAAUCUCAACAGCGCCCUUCAACAGAAAACCUUGGUUACUAUGCACUUUCGGGUUCCAACGUCCCAGCGCCGCUCCAAGACACGGCCGUGGGAGGAAAAGCGUCUCUCCUGCCAAAGCGUACGCCUGUCUCCGACAGAGAGAUAGAGGCUAUAUUGUUAGGUGGAACCUUUUGAUCUUCUCCAUCCGACGUCGAGGAAAGCUUAGCGUGACGAUUCGAUGUUAAUCAAUAAUAUUUCUGUAAACAUUUGUUGCAAACUUUUGCAUUUGCCUAGAAUGUUAUCAGAAUCAUUCUGAUUUUGAUUCUCUUCUUUGUAUGGAACUGUUAAAGCUCCACGCCCACUGGUCGAGGGGAGGAAGAAAACACAUGCCUGUUGCUCGAAACUCCGAGCAUAGGUCUUCUCUUAUGCUUUCUUUAUUAUCUUCUCAUCAAACUGUAUAGAAGAUUUCAGACGUAUCAAUUUUCUAAACAGAUAUCUAAAUCAAAC